Messenger RNA from Chironomus riparius, 1984 nucleotides. The record is from the annotation of a GenBank genome assembly. Lineage: Eukaryota; Metazoa; Arthropoda; Insecta; Diptera; Chironomidae.
UUUUUCUUCUUUGCAGCUAGUACAAGUGUCGUUAUUUGCAUGCACAAACAUGAUUCAUACAGUCGGUCUGACUUCCAAUCGUAUGAUUAUGACGUAAAUUGUGACGUCAUGAUCUUAUUGGAAGCUAUUUCAACGUUGCUCGAAAGUAUUUCACCAUCGACUUAUUCAUUCCAGAAUAUUCAACUAGUGAGGAACUGCUCUUAUAAGAAAUUCAGCCUUACAACACAUUAAGCUAAUUUUAAUUUUAAAAAUUAAUAAGAAACUAUUAAAAAGGUCUUAGAGAUCGUUUUCAACAUUUUAUCGGUUAGUUAAAAUUAUUAUUUGAUGUUAAAAAAGUGAAAGAGAAAAGAAUAAAGUCAUACGUAAUCAAGCCGGUAGCCAUUUUGUUAUUUGCGAAAAACUUUUUCGCAUAAUACAAUAUUUUAUCUAAAGUGAAUAAUGAAAUAAAAGUGAUAAAAAAAUCAAUGGUAAAUUAAAAACCCCAAUUUCAAACAUAAAGAAUCGAAAAAUUUAUGUCAAAAUAAUCAAGAUCCAGUGCUGGAUCAUUUCAAUUACAUUUCUCAAGGUCGUAAUAAAUUGUGACUUCAAAUCUCGCAAUUUUCUCCUUGAUUUUUCAAACAGCUCAAUUGAAUUAAUACCUUUUGAAAUCAAAUCAGUUUUUAAAUAUUAAUAUGGUUCAAUAUAAACGAUGACAAGAAACAGUCAAGUCUGUUUGGGAGUGGUUCAGAUCUACAUGUUAAUUCUAUGAUUAAUUGAUAGGUCUGAAAAUCCUAAUUAGUUAAACAAUUACUGGCCUUAUAAUGCAUACAACUUUAAGGUUUUGAUCUUAAGUUUUAAACAGCAAGUUUUUAAUAAUCUUUAAAAGCUCUUUUAUGAACAUCCGCGAAUGUUCAAACUUCAUAUUAGCCCAUUUAUACAUCUUGGUCAAUUUUAAAACAAAAAUAGUGAAAUUUUUUUAAAAUAAAACCUAAGUGAUUUACUUUAAUUAAGUGAUUUUAUCAAAAAAUUGUUAUGAAAAAAAAAUCAGUGAAAAUAUUUGAAAAGUGAUAUAAAAAAAAGCUUAACCAACAUGACAAACUUCGGAUUCUAAUCUAAGUUACUCUAUUUCACACAGAUUCCAACAACAAUGAGCGUCAACACAAACUCAUUAAAUGCUCUUCCUUCUUUGGACGUCAAGUCUAUUCAAGAAUAUAUAAAAACUUUUAAUGAAGAAGAUAUUAUUUUGAAUUCGCAAGAAUUAAUAAAUAAUAAUACAAUAUGUAACAAUCCUACUAACAAUGCUUUGACUUCGUUCUUGUCAACAUUUGUAUCAAAUGAUCUGAAUGAAGAAUUAAUAAGCUAUCCGAAAAGUAUUGUCAGUGGAUUUAAUCCUUUUGUAAAUCCAUUGGAUGUUGAAGACAUUUAUGUAUUUCAACCAAAUGAACAAAUAAGCGAUAUAGAUGAUUUUGGAUAUAUUUUAAAUACUGAAAAUGUGUCAUAUUAUGAUCUUGACUCUAGUCAAUCAGACAUUCUGUCUUUUGAUGGAACUGAUUUAAUUAAUCUUGAUGAUUUGUGUCGAACCCCAAUUACAAUCAUUAAUGAGCCAAAAGAAAUUGUUCAAAUCAUAAAGACAAUUAAGAAGGAACAAAAGUCCAGACGUGGACGUGGAAGACCAAAAACGGAGAUAACGAAACUUGAUGAAAAAGUUGCUGAUGCGGAAAAGACUAACGAUAAGCAUGUGAUCAGAAUUAAAAAGAACAACAAAGCAUCAAAGGAAUAUCGAGAUAGAAAGGCAGACAAAAAAAAGCAGCUUGACACUGACUUAUCGAAUCAUACCGAUAAAUAUCUUAAAUUAAAGAAAACUCAUACCAAAUUGAGCUUAAGAAUCGAACAGCUAGAGAAAUUGCUAAAAAUGCAUUCAUUUUAGUUUAUAAGCUACAAUUACCUAGCUUUUUUUAAGGAACCUAUUUUCGUAACAAAUUGAUAUUAUAAUACCAAUUGUAAU